This is a messenger RNA of Epinephelus fuscoguttatus (brown-marbled grouper), 1766 nucleotides long. RefSeq lists its product as uncharacterized. The coding region runs from base 35 to 694 and encodes 219 amino acids. The transcript is spliced from 5 exons. NCBI's taxonomy places the organism in Eukaryota, Metazoa, Chordata, Actinopteri, Perciformes, Serranidae. The record is from RefSeq and is a predicted model, not a curated record.
UUUAAGAAAAUUACAAGUUUUACAAAUAAUCCUCAUGUCUGUCAUACAGGUGGAUGGCGCUCCAGUGGCCUUGCGGGAGUGUUUCAUUCCACUGAAUCCUGUCGGGUUCUCACCUGCUAUGCUGGUUGCCAUGGACAAAGUUGUUCCAUCGGCUCUUGGCGGCGUUCCCACAGGCAACAAGACACCGCUUGUGGAACGUCACUCGAAGCCUGUUGCCAAGCAGCACAGACAUGGCAGGAAGCAGGUGGUGGCGACACGUAAAACUCCGGUGUCUGCCAGUGUUGUGAAGGAGGAGGCAAAGAAGAAGCCCAGGUCUUGGAGCAGGAGGCAGGAGGUGACAUUUAACCUUGUGUCGACCUGUACUGUGUCGGGGACCACUCCCUGUGUGGCUACCCAUCCUGCAGCUGUCCCUCCUGCCCCUGUGCCUGUGCAGCCUCAAGGUCAGCGUAUUAACCCCUUGCCUUGCAGGUGUAUAGAGAAUGUGCCACAGGCAGUAGUGUUAGGGAGCAGCCUGCGUACAGCAUCAUGUCGUUUCGAUUUCAAUGCUUACGUGUCAUGCAGUGUUGUUGCAGCAGCCAAACAUAGCAUUUCUCCAGUUUGUACCUGGCACACAGUAGAUAUUGAUGAUGUUUGUGUAGAGGGGUGGAAGUUGUCAGCUCGGGUGGGAAAGAGGGUUUGGUCAGCAGCAGUUUGAUCUGUUUGGUCGGAAGUGGAGCGUAGAUGUUGGUCAUGCUGUCUACAAGGACUUCGUGGCAUUUGAAGAUGGGGCUGAGUUGGGUAAAGAGCUGCAGCAGCAUCUGUUAAGGGAUGGGAUGUGUGUCUUGGAUCUCCACAGAGCAGUGAUCUUGAUUAUCCAGCAUGGGGACUACUUCGUAGUGGUGGAUUGUGGGGAGCGCAAUGCUUCAGGGUUGGCUUCGGACAUUGGUCGGUCUGCUGUGGUGUUCAACACAGUGCUGGAAUGACCUGAUGAUUCACAUCCUCAAUCUGAAGGAGUUGUUAGCUGCAUAGUGGUUUGGUGUUAGUAGCAUCUCCGUGGAGGAGUGUGUUGUUGAGGGAGAAAGCUGCAGUGCACCUGUGUUGAUGGAUCCACAGGCUCCCACUCAGUCCCAGGGUUGCGCUUCUGUUAGAGGAAGUUUUCAUCAAGGUGACCAGCGGUUUAAAUAUGGCGGUCUUCAGUGUGUGGCCAUUAGUUUGGUUGCUCUAGUGAAACACACCAUAGAGAGUGUGUUUUCAUGUCAGCCUGACACACUGGACAAGGUUGUAGUAUCAGGUGAUGAGCUGUACACAUCCUUGAGGGAAGGCAACCUGAUUACUGCUGGGGCUGAGCGCCUUUGUGUCCCAGAUUUGCCUCAGCAGCAUGUCCUUGAUGGACAAACAUUUGAUUUGGAGUUUGGUGAUUUCGUUGCUGGAGAUGUUGAUGUUGUUAAGGGAGAGUUUAUUGAUGCGGGUGUGCACACCAGUCUCUCUGAUGGAUUGAGUAAGGUGUGCACAAAAUACAACACCUGCUUCUUUACACUGAGUGGCAGUACUUGUGCCAUCAUUGGUGAAGAUGGGCAGUAUGCUGUGGUUGACUCCCAUGCCCGCAGUGCAGAUGGGAUGGUCGAUGGUGCAGGGCAGAGUGUUGUGCUCUAUUUCAGUUCAUUCCAGCAUCUGUUAGAGCACUUUUCUAAGUUUGCAGGAGCUCUUCAGAAAACACCCAAGCUCUUUGAGAUCAAUGGUGUUCGUGUGAAACACCCAGGUGCAGCUGUUGAAUGUAGAGAGGGACA